CAGCCAUUUGUGAACCAGGAGGCUUGAAAUUCGCCAGCGCGGAGCCCCACAAGAGACAUUUCAAUGAAAAGGAAAGCCAAUAGAUGGUGGUCUUAGAAAAACUGUUUAGACAAUGUCUGUUUCCUGUGCUAUAAACACGUGGCAGAGCUGUAAGUAAAUGCUCGGCACUGCAUGAUGAAUUGGAUGGCUGCAGACCGGAGGCAAAAAAAAUAAUUGUCUCAUUUUCGUGGUGAUUUGCUUAACUGGUGGGACCAUGCCAGAACGGCUAGCGGAAAUGCUCUUGGAUCUCUGGACUCCAUUAAUAAUAUUAUGGAUUGCCCUUCCUCCCUGCAUUUACAUGGCUCCGAUGAAUCAGUCUCAAGUUUUAAUGAGUGGAUCCCCUUUGGAACUAAACAGGCUGAGUGAAGAACAGCGAAUUUUGAACCGCUCCAAAAGAGGCUGGGUUUGGAAUCAAAUGUUUGUCCUGGAAGAGUUUUCUGGACCUGAACCGAUUCUUGUUGGCCGGCUACACACAGACCUGGAUCCUGGGAGCAAAAAAAUCAAGUAUAUCCUAUCAGGUGAUGGAGCUGGGACAAUCUUUCAAAUAAAUGAUAUAACAGGAGAUAUCCAUGCUAUAAAAAGACUUGACCGAGAGGAAAAGGCUGAGUACACCCUAACAGCUCAGGCAGUGGACUGGGAGACGAACAAACCUCUUGAGCCUCCUUCUGAAUUUAUUAUUAAAGUUCAAGACAUCAACGACAAUGCACCGGAGUUUCUUAAUGGACCCUAUCAUGCUACUGUGCCAGAGAUGUCCAUUUUGGGUACGUCUGUCACUAAUGUAACAGCUACGGAUGCCGAUGACCCAGUUUAUGGAAACAGUGCAAAGUUGGUUUAUAGUAUCUUGGAAGGGCAGCCUUAUUUUUCCAUUGAGCCUGAAACAGCAAUUAUAAAAACUGCCCUUCCCAACAUGGACAGAGAAGCCAAGGAGGAGUACCUGGUCGUUAUCCAAGCCAAAGAUAUGGGUGGACACUCCGGUGGCCUGUCUGGGACCACGACACUUACAGUGACCCUUACCGACGUUAACGACAAUCCUCCAAAAUUUGCCCAGAGUCUAUAUCACUUCUCAGUACCAGAAGAUGUGGUUCUUGGCACUGCCAUAGGAAGAGUGAAGGCCAAUGAUCAGGAUAUUGGUGAAAAUGCACAGUCAUCAUAUGACAUCAUUGAUGGAGAUGGAACAGCACUCUUUGAAAUAACUUCUGAUGCCCAGGCCCAGGAUGGCAUUAUAAGACUAAGAAAGCCUCUGGACUUUGAGACCAAAAAGUCCUAUACGCUGAAGGUAGAGGCAGCUAAUGUCCACAUUGACCCACGUUUCAGCGGCAGGGGGCCCUUUAAAGAUACGGCGACAGUCAAAAUUGUCGUUGAGGAUGCUGAUGAGCCUCCAGUCUUCUCUUCACCGACGUACCUCCUCGAAGUUCAUGAAAAUGCUGCUCUAAACUCCGUAAUUGGGCAAGUGACAGCUCGUGACCCUGAUAUCACUUCCAGUCCUAUAAGGUUUUCCAUCGACCGGCACACUGACCUGGAGAGACAAUUCAACAUUAAUGCAGAUGAUGGGAAGAUAACACUGGCAACACCACUUGACAGAGAAUUAAGUGUAUGGCACAACAUAACAAUCAUUGCUACUGAAACUAGGAACCACAGUCAGAUAUCACGAGUGCCCGUUGCUAUUAAAGUGCUGGAUGUCAAUGACAACGCCCCUGAAUUCGCAUCCGAAUAUGAGGCAUUUUUAUGUGAAAAUGGAAAACCCGGCCAAGUCAUUCAAACAGUGAGUGCCAUGGACAAAGAUGAUCCCAAAAACGGACAUUAUUUCUUAUACAGUCUUCUUCCAGAAAUGGUCAACAAUCCGAAUUUUACCAUCAAGAAAAAUGAAGAUAAUUCUCUCAGCAUUUUGGCAAAGCAUAACGGAUUCAACCGCCAGAAGCAAGAAGUCUACCUUUUACCAAUCGUAAUAAGUGAUAGUGGGAAUCCUCCUCUAAGCAGCACCAGCACCCUGACCAUCCGGGUGUGUGGCUGUAGCAGUGAUGGUGUUGUCCAGUCUUGUAAUGUUGAAGCUUAUGUACUUCCAAUUGGACUCAGUAUGGGCGCCUUAAUUGCCAUAUUAGCAUGCAUCAUUUUGCUGCUAGUCAUCGUGGUGCUGUUUGUAACUCUGCGGCGACAUAAAAAUGAGCCGUUAAUUAUCAAAGAUGAUGAAGAUGUGCGGGAAAACAUCAUUCGCUAUGAUGACGAAGGAGGAGGGGAGGAAGACACAGAGGCUUUUGACAUUGCAACUUUACAAAACCCAGAUGGAAUUAAUGGAUUUUUACCCCGUAAAGAUAUUAAACCAGAUUUACAGUUUAUGCCAAGGCAAGGGCUUGCUCCAGUUCCGAAUGGUGUUGAUGUCGAUGAAUUUAUAAAUGUGCGGCUACAUGAGGCAGAUAAUGACCCCACAGCCCCACCAUAUGACUCCAUUCAGAUUUAUGGCUAUGAAGGCCGAGGGUCUGUGGCUGGAUCCCUCAGCUCCUUGGAGUCUACCACUUCAGACUCAGACCAGAAUUUUGACUACCUCAGUGACUGGGGUCCUCGCUUUAAGAGACUGGGUGAACUCUACUCUGUUGGUGAAAGUGAUAAAGAAACUUGACAGUGGAUUAUAAAUAAAUCAAUGAAACUGAGCAUUCUGUAAUAUUCUAGGGUCACUCCCCUUAGAUACAACCAAUGUGGCUAUUUGUUUUAGAGGCAAGUUUAGCACCAAUCAUCUAUAAACUCAACUACAUUUUAAUGUUGAACCAAAAAGUUAAUAAUAAAAAGUUUAUGUUAGGAGGUUACAAAUCUUGUGGAGUGUGAAUUAAAGUAUGUGGAGUGUCUAGAAGUCUUUGGAUAUUUGAUAUUUACCUGACCACCAUAGACAAAGAUUGGGAUCCUGGCUAAUCCUUAGAGAAAUGGUUAAACAGAGGAAAAAAUCAAAAUUAAAAGGUGCUUUCUUAGAAAAAUGGACCUGCAAGAAAUUUGCUGCUGAUAUGUGUCUUCUGCAAGGAUUUUUAUAAAUGCAAAUGGUUUUUUCCCCUUCACAAAUAAGGAUCCCGCCACAAAUGCUAAAGCAAUACUUGGUCUGCUGUACAUUCUGACUUUUUGGAGUUUUUGGGAGGCCUCCUAGAUUAUACAGUACAGUGACCACACAUUGUACAUAAUUGUUGGCCCCAUUCAUCAGAGACUGAAGAGUAUCUUUAAAUAUUGUGUCGAGCCUUAAAAUAUUCACAUGUUCGUAAUCCAUUCCAGGGUGGGGAUUGCCAACUCAGUGGUGGGAGGAGAGAAAUCCCAUUCAAACAGGCUUGUUUUCUGGAAGCAGGAUUACUCGUUCCCUCCACUUCAUCUUCUUCCACAAGGACACAAAGAUAAACUGUUAUCACACGGUGGACUACAUAAGAGACAGAUGGUUUUAUUGCUAGCGUGUGAAUUUGUUUAAUCCUCGAAAUAAAUAUUUUAUUGAUGUCCAUUAAUGCUUUUAUUUAUUAAGGUUGGUAAUCUAUAGAUUAAGGGACUAUAUGGCAAAAAACUAAAUUAUA
Ceratotherium simum simum (southern white rhinoceros) is the source of this 3575-nucleotide messenger RNA. It is a transcript of the gene CDH8, whose product is annotated as cadherin 8. The record is from RefSeq and is a predicted model, not a curated record. Gene Ontology annotation, molecular function: calcium ion binding; cadherin binding; beta-catenin binding. Lineage: Eukaryota; Metazoa; Chordata; Mammalia; Perissodactyla; Rhinocerotidae. Gene Ontology annotation, biological process: multicellular organism development; adherens junction organization; cell morphogenesis. Gene Ontology annotation, cellular component: catenin complex; axon terminus; plasma membrane.